Molecule: messenger RNA, 627 nt
Organism: Patiria miniata (bat star)
Lineage: Eukaryota; Metazoa; Echinodermata; Asteroidea; Valvatida; Asterinidae
Product: beta-2 adrenergic receptor-like
Exons: 2
Coding region: 1-627 (208 amino acids)
Biological process (GO): G protein-coupled receptor signaling pathway
Cellular component (GO): membrane
Molecular function (GO): G protein-coupled receptor activity
Source: RefSeq, a predicted model, not a curated record
AUGAAUCCACAAUCUGUUAAUUUAACCGAAUUGCUGGAUGAGGAGCCAAAACCUCAACUGGACCCGUACGAGGUUACCUUCGGCGUGUUGACAGCUCUGACAUUCGUUUUGAUUCUCACUCUCAACCCGAUAUGCCUUGUGGUGCUUCAUCGCGCCAGUGGCAUCCAAGAAACGACCAAGGUGUUCAUGGCUUCACUCAGCGUGUCUGAUAUCUGCAUAGGGCUGUUCUUGGUGCUCGAUUUCAACGGGGAAUGGGUGUUGUCUUUUCUGUGCACCGCCUGGGGUGUUUCAGCACCAUCUUUUGGUGCACUGAGUAUCUUUUCACUUGUUCUCCUGACAGUGGAUCGCUUUGUUGCUAUCGUCUACUCGCUGCGCUAUCCGACACUGAUGACUUUGAAGAAAGCAGAGAUAAUCGUCGCUAUCACGUGGAUCUUGACUUUGACUUUCUUCACAAUUGUAUCUGGCAUCGUUUUACCAAAUGCCAUAUACCCGGAGGCACCUCACACAUGUGUUGCCCGUCAGCAGGCACGUCGCAUCGCCGCCCAGGUCAAUGUUGAUUGGGGUGAUGAGAGAGCUCUGCAGAGAGUCAGCCCAAAGUCGGCUACCACGGUGUUCAUCAAACCAUGA